Haemonchus placei is the source of this 459-nucleotide messenger RNA. NCBI's taxonomy places the organism in Eukaryota, Metazoa, Nematoda, Chromadorea, Rhabditida, Trichostrongylidae. The record is from the annotation of a GenBank genome assembly.
UUACUGGGAAACUUCUUGUUUGAUCAGGAGAUUCGAGUCUUUCAAAUUUUCCAUUCGGUACUCCCACCCUACAAUGACUUACCAAGAUGGAACAAUCGCAUCAUAUCGAACCUCCUCUACUAUCAAACUAAUUACUUUCUUGUGUUUGGUGUACUUUUCGUUUUACAGAGUUUCUUCAAUUCACAGGAUUUGGCACUUGGAUUGUCCGCUGUUUUAGUAGUUGCAGCUGUAGUCAGCUUUGCAAUUUCGGAUAAUCCAACUUUUUAUCAGACUCGUCGCGAUCAUCCACUAAUAACCCUUGGUGCGAUAAUCCUAUCUUGUUAUUUCUUUAUUCAAGUACUUCCGUCAGUGCUCACAGUGCUGUUUAGCGUACUACUUCCGUUAUUCAUAAUUCUGUGUCAUGCAUCAAUUCGCCUACGCGAUUUCAUGUCUAAAGUGACGCAAACCGCUGAGAAGUGA